Molecule: messenger RNA, 1729 nt
Organism: Vitrella brassicaformis
Lineage: Eukaryota; Vitrellaceae
Source: the annotation of a GenBank genome assembly
GACGCUCAUCGGAGGCGAGAGGGCAGCAAGAGAGACAGAUGAAGUAUCGAAAUGCCGCAAACCGAUCCCUUUUCGUGUGUCUGUUGUGUGUGGCUGCAGAUCUCUUGUGUGAUGCCUCGCUGAGGCCUCAAGACACUCCCGAUGCAGCCCACUGGUGCGGCGCCCUCGUCCCGUCCCGCCAGCCCUGCCCUCUUCCAGCCCGCCGACCUCUUUGACCUGUCAUUGCCCAUCAGCAAGAUGGCCGCCAUGGCCUUGGCGACUGACGAUGCCAAACGAGCCGCUCUCCGCUCGCAGAUCGCCACCCGCACUCGGCAACAGGAGCUGCUGGGCCACACUGCGGAGACCGUCAACAGCACCUUGCUCAACGCCGUCCAGCAGCACAUCCACAAGGCCCUCAGUCGUCUCGGCCUGGCGGACGUCUUGGCCUUCGACAUUGGCGGUGAUGUGGAGGCCGGCUUGAAGGUGGUCUGUGUGCUGGAGCGGGGCAGUGGCGAGGAGUGGCGGGCGAUGGGGCGGUUCCUUCGGAUGGCCUUCAUCUACCGGCUGACCCCUGCUGAUGCGCCGCGGCCUCUCCGGCUGUCGGCUUCCUCGCUGCCCACAGCAACGGCCUUCCACCAGCUGCCACUCGCCAUGGCCCUCUACAAGACCUUCGGCCAGCAGCUCAGCUACAUGGGGAUCAGCCUGGCGCUGCAGCAAACCGACGACGGGGCCUAUCGGAUCGGCAAUGUGCCGUUUCGUGUGGUGCCGUUAGGUGAGCUGCCGGGCGGCCAUCCCUAUGCCGACGGCUACAAGCGGACCGAUCCCGUCAUCCGCUGGAACGAAUGGCUCCUCUUCCCCUCAUUCUCGGCCUUUCUGAUGGAUAGGCUGCUCGUGUGGUGGUGUGAUGGAGAGGGGGUGGGUUGCAAGAUGGUGCUGUUGGCACGCAUCGGUAGUGAGGACCCUCGCUACGUCCCUCGCUAUGGCCGUCUGCUGAGAACCGACGACAUCACAGAGGAUCAGGGCAUCGUCGCCGACUAUUGCAACGACUGGGGCAAUCUGAAUGCUGCUGAUGCGACGGACUAUCGUCGUGUGAUUGUGAGCGGUUUCCGGCCCAACGAUACCGUCACUGUCUACCUGCAGAUGGGGCACAACGAUAUCCAGCUGUGGACGACCGAGGCACCUGCUGCUGAUCGGCCUCAUCCACUCGCGGACCGCUACACUCUGUCGAUACCCCUGUGGUGUGGCGUGCUGCGGCGAUUCGAGCUGGAGACCGACGUCAUCGACAGGGGGAUGGUGCUGAGGUGAAGGGUGUUGGCUGGCGGUUGGUGUUGUUGGUGCGUUUAAUGCGUGGAGAGGGUCUGUCUGUCCGGGCGGUCGAGCAAAUGACAUGUGUUAACGUGUGACUGAUUUUCAUCGAUCGUCGGUCCCUCUUUCUUUGGAGACAGUAGUAUUUCGAAUGCAGACGAAUAGUUUUGCACCACUACGAUCAGCACCUGUCAGACAGCACACCUGGAAUGCAUUUGAAUGGGCGCCAGGUCAGCACGAGGUGUGCGCUUCUUCUCUCACCCUUCCUCAGUUGACCAACUGCAUUGCUUGCAAUAUGACCCUUAAGGGAAGCCUCUGUCUGGUCACUCAUAGAGAUCAACGGAACAGGCAGAGCUAUUAAUCCUUCUCUCGGAGACAGCAAUACUCCCAGCACAGACACACACACUCAUGCUCACACACAGACCUUCCUCAACAGACACAUACG